Falco peregrinus (peregrine falcon) is the source of this 5779-nucleotide messenger RNA. RefSeq names its product ATP binding cassette subfamily C member 9 (gene ABCC9). Gene Ontology annotation, molecular function: ATP hydrolysis activity; ABC-type transporter activity; ATP binding. Gene Ontology annotation, biological process: potassium ion transport; transmembrane transport. Gene Ontology annotation, cellular component: membrane. The coding region runs from base 266 to 4990 and encodes 1574 amino acids. Lineage: Eukaryota; Metazoa; Chordata; Aves; Falconiformes; Falconidae. The transcript is spliced from 40 exons. The record is from RefSeq and is a predicted model, not a curated record.
AAAAGUUUUGAAAAUGUAUUUUUUUGGCUAAUAACUCCUCAGUCUAUUCAGACAGAAUUCACAUUAACACAAUGUUUCUUUUGUGUUGCUAGUCAUAUGCAUUUAUGACUAUAUUUUUAUAUAAAAAUAAAAUGAUAGAAUGGUAGUGGUCAUAUCACUCUAUUCAUUAUAGAGAAUGGGCCGAACUCUCCAUCGGGGUGUGUUCUACUGAAGAUUGAGUGGGUUGCCCGUCAGCUUUUGCACCACAUCAGACCUUCUGGAAGCAAUGAGGCUCGCAUUUUGUGGUAAUGACAAUGCUUCAGCCUAUAACAUCAGUGCUGGUGUCCUCAGAAAUGUCUGCUUUGUGGAUGCCCUCAACCUGGUUCCCCAUGUCUUCUUGUUAUUUAUCACCUUCCCAAUUUUGUUCAUCGGCUGGGGAAGCCAAAGCUCCAAAGUCCAGAUUCACCACAAUACAUGGCUGCACUUCCCUGGACACAACCUGCGGUGGAUCUUGACAUUCACCCUCCUGUUUGUACAUGUGUGUGAAAUAGCAGAGGGCAUAGUUUCUGACACGCAAAUGAAAUCUCGCCAUCUGCAUCUCUUUCUACCAGCUAUCAUGGGAUUUGUGGCUGCCACUGUAUCCAUAGUUUAUUACCACAAUAUUGAAACAUCCAACUUUCCAAAGUUACUGUUGGCUCUCUUUCUUUACUGGAUAAUGGCCUUUGUCACCAAAACGAUUAAGCUUGUAAGAUACUGCCAGGAUGGUGUACCUUUUUCUCAGUUGCGUUUCUGCAUCACUGGAAUUAUGGUCAUUCUGUAUGGGCUGCUGAUGGCUGUGGAGAUCAACGUCAUUCGAGUUAGGAGGUAUGUUUUUUUCAUGAACCCUCAGAAAGUAAAGCCACCAGAGGAUCUACAGGAUCUGGGGGUGAGGUUUCUGCAGCCCUUUGUCAAUUUGCUGUCAAAGGCAACUUACUGGUGGAUGAAUACUCUUAUUAUAUCUGCUCACAAGAAACCUGUGGAUCUGAAGGCGAUUGGAAAGCUUCCAAUUGCAAUGAGAGCACUGACAAAUUACGUUUGUCUCAAAGAAGCAUAUGAGGAACAAAAGAAAAAGGUAGCAGACCAGCCCAAUCGGAGUCCCUCCAUAUGGUUAGCCAUGUACAGUGCUUUUGGCCGACCAAUUCUUCUCAGCAGCACGUUCCGUUACUUGGCUGACUUGCUGGGUUUUGCUGGGCCAUUAUGCAUUUCUGGCAUUGUCCAGGGCUUCCAGAAUACAACCAACAAUACAAAUACGACAGAAAAGGUGAAGGAUCCAUCAAAUUCAUAUCUUUCCUCAGAGGAAUUCCUCAGGAAUGUUUAUGUUCUGGCAGUUCUUCUCUUCCUGGCCCUUAUCUUGCAGAGGACAUUCCUGCAGGCAUCCUACUAUGUGACUACAGAAACAGGCAUCAACCUGCGAGGUGCUUUACUGGCAAUGAUAUAUAAUAAGAUCCUGAGGCUUUCUACAUCCAACUUGUCCAUGGGAGAGAUGACGCUGGGACAAAUCAAUAACUUGGUUGCCAUAGAAACAAAUCAAUUAAUGUGGUUCUUGUUCCUGUGCCCCAAUCUGUGGGCAAUGCCUGUUCAGAUAAUAAUGGGUGUGAUCCUACUCUAUAAUUUGCUCGGAGUGAGUGCCUUGGUCGGUGCGGCUGUCAUUGUACUGUUAGCUCCAAUACAGUACUUCAUAGCUACCAAGUUGGCUGAGGCUCAGAAGAGCACUCUUGACUAUUCUACUGAAAGAUUAAAGAAAACCAAUGAGAUUCUAAAAGGCAUUAAGUUAUUAAAGCUGUAUGCCUGGGAGCACAUAUUUUGUACUAGUGUGGAAGAAACAAGAAUGAAGGAGCUCACCAGUCUCAAAACCUUUGCACUUCAUACAUCUCUUUCCAUUUUUAUGAAUGCAGCCAUACCAAUAGCAGCAGUUCUUGCAACCUUUGUGACUUACGCAUAUACCAGUGAGAAGCCGCUGCAGCCCGCCCAGGCCUUUGCAUCACUGUCAUUAUUUCACAUCCUGGUGACACCACUGUUCCUGCUCUCCACUGUGGUUCGUUUUGCUGUCAAGGCUAUCAUAAGUGUACAGAAGCUGAAUGAGUUUCUCCUGAGUGAUGAGAUUGGAGAUGACAGCUGGAGAGGUGGGGACAGCUCUGUAGCUUAUGAAUCCUGUAAGAAGCACACAGGACUUCACACCAAGGCCAUCAACAGGAGGCAGCCCUUGAGGUAUCAGCUUGAAAGCUAUGAACAGCCAACAAGGAAGCAAACACGUCCUGUGGAGAUAGAUGAUGUUGCAAUCAAGGUGACCAAUGGAUACUUUUCAUGGGGAAGUGGUUUAGCUACAUUGUCCAACAUAAACAUUCGAAUCCCAACAGGUCAGAUGACAAUGAUUGUGGGUCAAGUUGGCUGUGGCAAGUCAUCACUUCUCCUUGCUAUACUGGGAGAGAUGCAGACACUGGAAGGAAAAGUUCACUGGAGCAAACUGCCUGACAGACAGAUGAAUACAGAAGGACACUUCAGUGUAAAUGAAACUGAACCUUCUUUUGAAGCAUCCAGAAGUAGAAACAGAUACUCGGUGGCUUAUGCAGCGCAGAAGCCGUGGCUGCUGAAUGCAACCGUGGAGGAGAACAUUAUCUUUGGAAGCCCGUUUAAUAAACAGAGGUACAAAGCUGUAACAGAUGCGUGCUCUCUGCAGCCUGACAUUGACUUACUACCAUUUGGCGAUCAGACAGAAAUUGGAGAAAGGGGGAUUAAUUUAAGUGGCGGCCAACGACAGAGAAUCUGUGUAGCUCGAGCACUCUAUCAGAACACCAACAUUGUCUUCUUGGAUGACCCAUUCUCUGCGCUGGACAUUCACUUAAGUGAUCAUUUAAUGCAGGAAGGGAUUUUGAAGUUUCUGCAAGAAGACAAGAGGACUCUUGUUCUGGUGACACAUAAGUUACAAUAUCUACCACAUGCUGACUGGAUCAUAGCAAUGAAGGAUGGAAUGGUACUUAGAGAAGGGACACUAAAGGAUAUCCAAAACAAUGAUAUUGAGCUAUAUGAACACUGGAAAACUUUGAUGAAUCGCCAAGAUCAAGAAUUGGAAAAGGAUAUGGAAGCUGACCAGACUACUCUUGAGAGAAAAACCCUUAGAAGGGCCAUGUAUCCCAGAGAAUCCAAAUCACAACUGGAAGACGAAGAUGAAGAGGAAGAAGAGGAAGAAGAUGAAGAUGAUAAUAUGUCAACUGUCUUGAGGCUCAGGACAAAGAUGCCUUGGAAAACCUGCUGGAGAUAUCUAACCUCUGGAGGAUUUUUCUUGCUCUUUCUGAUGAUUUUCUCAAAGUUGUUGAAACACUCAGUUAUAGUGGCCAUAGAUUACUGGCUUGCUACGUGGACAUCCAUGGACAAUGUAAAUGAAGUCAAGAACGCUGAUGAUGUUAACAGCACAAAUAAGACUUAUCAUGUAGCUGUCUUCAGCAUCCUCUCUGGAGCUGGGAUUGUCCUUUGUCUCAUCACAUCUCUGACUGUGGAGUGGAUGGGCCUCACAGCAGCCAAGAACCUACACCAUAAUCUCCUCAACAAGAUCAUCCUUGGACCAAUCAGGUUCUUUGAUAUGACUCCAUUGGGGCUAAUUCUAAAUCGCUUCUCAGCUGAUACAAAUAUAAUUGAUCAGCACAUUCCUCCUACACUGGAGUCUCUUACUCGGUCCACCUUACUCUGCCUGUCAGCCAUCGGAAUGAUCUCCUAUGCUACUCCAUGGUUCCUUGUUGCCCUUGUGCCUCUCGGGAUAGCAUUUUAUUUCAUCCAGAAAUACUUCAGAGUUGCCUCCAAGGAUCUCCAGGAACUUGAUGACAGCACCCAGCUGCCUUUACUCUGUCACUUCUCUGAGACAGCUGAGGGUCUCACCACCAUUAGAGCAUUCAGGCACGAAGCCAGAUUUAAACAACGUAUGCUGGAACUAACAGACACGAACAACAUUGCCUACUUAUUUCUGUCAGCUGCCAACAGAUGGCUAGAGGUCAGGACGGAUUACCUCGGUGCUUGUAUUGUUCUGACUGCGGCUGUCACUUCCAUCACCGAAGGGCCUCACUCAGGGUUUGUGGGGCUGGGUCUCCUGUACGCUCUGACGAUAACCAACUAUUUGAACUGGGUCGUGAGGAAUCUGGCUGAUCUGGAGGUGCAGAUGGGUGCAGUAAAAAAAGUACACAGCUUCCUGAACAUGGAGUCGGAGAACUAUGAUGGCUACUUGGAUCCCUCUCAAGUCCCCAAAGACUGGCCUCAGGAGGGGGAAAUCAAGAUUGAAAAUUUGUGUGUUCGAUAUGAAAACAACCUGAAGCCUGUUCUUAAGCAUGUUAAGGCAUACAUCAAACCAGGACAAAAGGUUGGGAUCUGUGGUCGUACUGGCAGCGGCAAGUCAUCCCUGUCUUUGGCAUUCUUCAGAAUGGUGGACAUAUUUGAUGGGAGGAUAGUGAUUGAUGGAAUAGACAUCAGCAAAUUGCCUCUUCAUACUCUCCGUUCCCGACUCUCCAUUAUUCUCCAGGAUCCAAUAUUGUUCAGUGGCUCCAUCCGCUUUAAUUUGGAUCCAGAAUGCAAGUGCACUGAUGAUAGGCUCUGGGAAGCUUUGGAGAUUGCUCAGUUGAAGAACAUGGUCAAGUCAUUGCCAGGAGGCCUUGAUGCAAUGGUCACAGAAGGAGGAGAGAACUUCAGUGUAGGGCAAAGGCAGCUCUUCUGCCUGGCCCGAGCCUUUGUCCGCAAGAGUAGCAUUCUCAUCAUGGAUGAAGCCACAGCAUCUAUUGACAUGGCCACAGAAAACAUUUUGCAGAAGGUUGUGAUGACUGCCUUUGCAGACCGCACAGUUGUAACAAUAGCACAUCGAGUUCACACCAUCCUAACUGCAGACCUGGUCAUCGUCAUGAAGAGAGGAAACAUUCUAGAAUAUGAUACGCCUGAGAACCUACUCUCUCAAGAAGAUGGCAUAUUUGCAUCAUUUGUCCGGGCUGACAUGUGAAGAAUUGCAUGAUGCAUUUUAAUAGCUUAUUUUUAAACAAAUGAAAUGCAAAUAUUUUCUAUUCAAUGUAACAUCACUUUUAUCUUUUUUUUUUUAGAGCUUCUUCACACUUCCAUCUUCCAAAAUAAUAAAACCUAUUGCAAUACAUGUAUGCCUCAAAGCAAUACAAAUGUCACUUCAUUCAAAAUCUAUUAAACUUCACACACACUCACAUACGCACACACAAAGGAAGAGGUUUUUAUUUCCUGGAAAUCUGGCAUUUCCCUUAAACUUUUUAGUGACUUUAUUUUCUUUUAUAGAGAGCCAAACAAUGCACCGUUCUUAUAAACUGCAUAUCUUAUGCUGGAACCAGCAAUCAAAUUGUGCCAUUUGUUAAGGAAACGAGAGAUCCCCAGAAGCAUUCUGUCCCCAGAGGGAAAAAAGAAAAAAAACAACAAAUCCAAACCUAUAACGCUUGGGGCAAUCUGCUGCAUUCCAAAGGCAUAAAUGUUGCUCUCCAAGUCAUAGUGGAGGAGCAGUAAAAGAGGGAAAGGAAUGUCAUCAGAAAUAAGGAAAUUCUUUCUGUCCUCCACUUUCGUUAGCACACUGCAGUUGUCACAAUACUAUUUUUCAGUGCAGUGGUGGCUUAUCCCUACAGUCAGUUCCUAAAUCCGUAUUUGUCCUGAAGAAUUUCUUCAGUCAAAGAUGCCAAUCAUCCUAUAAUUAUGCAUGCUUUGAUACACUUGUAGAAGAAUUUUGUACAGUAUCUUAAGUCUUUGCAUUAAAAGUAAUCUGAAUUUAUAAACUUGA